AUGCUGGAAGCAGUAGUGCUGUGGACGGCUCUCAUUCUCUUGCUUGUCAAGAUUACCUAUCAUACCCCACAACCACCCGAAACGGUGCAACUCUUUGGGACCAACUAUACCGUGGCAAAUACGACCUACAUUGUACAAACCAGUCAAGGGCUUCGAGGUAGCAUUGCUACUGAAAUUGGAUUCUUGACGGCAUUGACUCGGUUGAAAAUUUCCCAAAACCAACUUUCUCAAAGCAUCCCCUCCGAAAUUGGAUUGCUCACAAAAUUAAUAACGUUCAGUGCCGCCAGCAACCACUUGUCUGGCCAUAUUCCUUCUGAAAUUGGACUCCUCACCCGGUUGGAAGGGUUGUACUUGGACCAAAACCAACUUUCUAGCAGUGUUCCUACCCAAAUUUUGGAAUCCCUCACGUACCUAACCUCCUUGGCGUUGGACCACAAUCAACUGUCCGGCAGUAUUGCCACAGAAAUUGGAUUACUGCCCUCUCAAACUUGGUUGAGUCUAUCCCACAACCAUUUCUCCAAUAGCGUUCCAUCGGAAAUAGGAUUGCUCACAUUUUUGCAGGGAUACUUGGACUUGUCACACAACCAAUUGUCACACAGUAUUCCUGGCGAAAUUGGACAAUUGACCCAGUUGGAGACGUUGAAAUUAGACAACAACCAAUUGACCGGCAACGUGCCCAAAGAACUGGGAUGGUUGAUGGGAUUGAACGAUUUGAGGUUGCAACGCAACCAAUUGUCCGGUCAAGUGCCCACGACACUUUGUCGCUCUGGAGUCAAGAUUGUGCAAGUCAAUGGGCCUCCCGAUCCAUUUCCCGUCGAAUGUACCUGCCAAUCCUGUGUAUUUGGUGGCCAAUAA
Molecule: messenger RNA, 855 nt
Organism: Seminavis robusta
Lineage: Eukaryota; Bacillariophyta; Bacillariophyceae; Naviculales; Naviculaceae
Source: the annotation of a GenBank genome assembly